Molecule: messenger RNA, 1661 nt
Organism: Ornithorhynchus anatinus (platypus)
Lineage: Eukaryota; Metazoa; Chordata; Mammalia; Monotremata; Ornithorhynchidae
Gene: MGAT2
Product: alpha-1,6-mannosyl-glycoprotein 2-beta-N-acetylglucosaminyltransferase
Exons: 1
Coding region: 196-1527 (443 amino acids)
Biological process (GO): protein N-linked glycosylation; oligosaccharide biosynthetic process
Cellular component (GO): Golgi stack; Golgi membrane
Molecular function (GO): alpha-1,6-mannosylglycoprotein 2-beta-N-acetylglucosaminyltransferase activity
Source: RefSeq, a predicted model, not a curated record
CGCCGCCGCCGCCGCCGCGUCCCUUAGAGGCCGGGGAAGGAGGGAGGAUGAGCCGCCGCCGCCGCCGCCGAGCCUCCUGACGCCGCGGAGCCGGGGAUGAGGUAGCGCGUGGGGAGUUGGUGGGGCGGGGGGGGGGGAGGGCGGCGGCGUCGUCUCGGCCCGCGACCCCCUCAGCCGCCGGCGGCCCCGGAGACCAUGAGGUUCCGCAUCUACAAGAGGAAGGUGCUGAUCCUGACGCUGCUGGUGGCCGCCUGCGGCUUCGUCUUCUGGAACAGUAACGGGCGGCAGCGGAAGAAUGAGGCCUUCGCCCCGCCGGUGCCGCAGGACGGCGGCGAGCCCCCCAACGCCUCCCCCGGCCUCCGCCGGCUGGCCAACGAGUCGGCGGCGGCGGCGGCGGCGGCGGCGGCCCCGCCGCGGCCCUCGGCCGACAACCUGACGCUGGUCUACCGCUCGCUGGUCUACCAGCUGAACUUCGACCAGCCCCUGAGGAACGCCGGCGGCGGGGAGCCCGGCCCGUCCGCGCCCCCCGGGGACCUGGUCCUGGUGGUCCAGGUGCACAACCGGCCCGAGUACCUCCGCCUGCUGCUCGACUCCCUCCGCCGGGCCCAGGGCAUCGGCAACGUGCUGCUGAUCUUCAGCCACGACUUCUGGUCCAGGGAGAUCAACCAGCUGGUGGCCGGCGUGGACUUCUGCCCCGUCCUGCAGGUCUUCUUCCCCUUCAGCAUCCAGCUCUACCCCGACGAGUUCCCGGGCCACGACCCCAAGGACUGUCCCCGGGACCUGGAGAAGGAGGAGGCCCUGAAGCUGGGCUGCCUCAACGCCGAGUACCCGGACUCCUUCGGCCACUACCGCGAGGCCAAGUUCUCCCAGACCAAGCACCACUGGUGGUGGAAGCUGCAUUUCGUCUGGGAGAGGGUCAGGGUGCUCCGGGACUACGCCGGCCCCGUCCUCUUCGUGGAGGAGGACCACUACCUGGCCCCCGACUUCUACCCCGUCCUCAAGAAGAUGUGGGAGAAGAAGCGGCGCGAGUGCCCCGACUGCGACGUCCUGUCCCUGGGGGCCUACUCCUCCCUCCGCGGUUUCUCCGGCAAGGGCGACAGGCUGGAGGUGAAAACCUGGAAAUCCACAGAGCACAACAUGGGCCUGGCCCUCACCCGGGACGCCUACCGCGACCUCAUCCGCUGCACGGACGCCUUCUGCACCUACGACGACUAUAACUGGGACUGGACCCUGCAGUACUUGACCGUCUCCUGUCUUCCCAAGUUCUGGAAAGUCCUGGUUCCCGAAGUCCCCCGGAUUUACCACGCCGGAGACUGCGGCAUGCACCACAAGAAGCCCUGUAGACCGUCCGCCCAGAGUGCCAAAAUCGAAUCGCUCUUGAACGGUAACCGACAGCAUCUCUUUCCCGAGACUCUGAGUAUCGGGAAGAGGUACUCCACGGCCGCCGUCUCCCCGCACGUGAAAAACGGAGGCUGGGGCGAUAUCAGGGACCACGAACUCUGUAAGAGUUACCGCCGACUGCAGUGAAGAGCAUCGCGCCGCCGACGGCGCGCCGCGGCCUUUUUCUUGGGCGUCUCGCGGUCCCCGGGGCGGACGGCUGUAGCCAAGGGUUUAGGGGCUGGUUUCUGCUUUAAUACGAAUAAACGUUCUCGUAAAAGGUG